Molecule: messenger RNA, 3146 nt
Organism: Anguilla rostrata (American eel)
Lineage: Eukaryota; Metazoa; Chordata; Actinopteri; Anguilliformes; Anguillidae
Product: EF-hand and coiled-coil domain-containing protein 1
Exons: 8
Coding region: 649-2574 (641 amino acids)
Source: RefSeq, a predicted model, not a curated record
ACUAUAAAUAUAACUUGCAUAUAAAAUCCCUUAAAUGUCAAUGUGUUCGUUCGGGUCGGCGCUAGGACCCCUCUGGGGACGUUUUUCAUCCAUUCAUUCCAGAAAUCCGUCGCUUUCUUUUAAUCUUUAUGACAACACCCGGCAGCGGCUCGUGGGUGGUGCCGAGGUGUGUGAAGACGGGACUGAGGAGGAAAUCAAAAACUUUUGCUCUCUCCGGGAACGAGCUCACUUGGAAAAGGCGAAGCCAAGAGGCGCAACUCCGCACUUUGAGCGCUGUGGAUACUACGUUGACGGACAUUGACAUUUCUUCAGAAACGCUUCUGAAGGAUACAUUCCCAGCUCACACUUGGCAGAAAGGAUGAUAUGUCCCAAACGUGCUUGGAAUAAUUAAUCGGACACUGACUGAUAUUUGAUGCAGCGGAACUGUGAAGCUACUUUUUUUAAACGGACCUUUUACAAACUACUUUUCUUUUUAAAAUCAAAUUCAACAAAUAAACAAUCGGAAUAAAUGUGCAAGAAAGUUUCAUGCAGCACAUGACCAUUGCUCAGAUGUCGGUCUCCAGAAAGUAAGUCAUUUUUCAAUUGUUGUUACGCCCCUGUAAGAAAUGAGACGGCCACGUUGAAAAAUAACUAUUAAUCACAUUUCAAAUGUUGGAAAUGCCUCGAAGCACCACGGCCAGUAGUCACCAGACGUCAAUUCGGUCGUCGCGCAAAAGCGAGUGGCUUCGAAGCGCUCUAGCCCAUCGUUAUGACCCGGAUCCAGGCGUGGAAAACGAGAUAGUGGUUCUCGCCACAGGCAUCGAUCAAUACUUGCAGGAGGUUUUCCAUCACCUUGCAUAUUACAACGGCGAUGAUCUCAUUUCGGGAGAGGAUUUCAGACUGUUAUGCUCUGUACUGGGGAUUCCCAUUUCUGCAGAGGGCGAAGAGGAGCAGGUAGACGGAGAGGAGGCGCGAGACAUCUGCUCGGGGCUACCCCGCGAGUUGCACUUCAAAGAGUUUCACAGGCGCCUCUGCGGGUAUUUCAACACACGCGCGCGUAACAGAACUGCAGACGCGCGCCUUCCAGUCACCGAAGAGACUGAGCACAUCGAGCGCGAGAUCAGGCUCCGGUGGCCUAGGGUGCGGAGGAGAAAGUGCGUCAGUUUCGACCUGUCCAAAAACGUUCACUCAGACAAGAGAGCAAUGUGCAGACCGGGUUCCUUGGUAAAGCCUGACAGUCUCAACUCAUUUGCACAACUGGAUGGCGAAACAGCAGGCUCCGGUCCCCAGUGGGUGGCGCUGCAGCAUCUGGAGGCCGAGAACGCGAGCCUGCGGGAGCUGGUGGAGGACCUGCGCUCCGCCCUGCAGGGCAGCGACGCCCGCUGCCUGGCGCUGGAGGUGGCGCUGCGUCGCCAGGACGGGUCGCCCCUGACGAAGUCCACCGGGGAGAGGAGAGGGGACGCCAGACUAGCCCAUCAGCCCAGGCGGGAGUGGACCGCUAGGGGGGUCACAAACCUCCUGAGGGAGCUCAACCUGAUUCGCGCCUCCCGUGACGGACAGCUGGAGGAGGCAAUGAAGUUCAAUCAGAGGCUGGAGGCGGAGCUCGAGGCAGCCUAUCGGGAGGGGCAGCAGCUGGAGGAGGCCCUGAUUCGGCUGCAGAGGGAGAACAGGCAGAUCAAGCAGAAGGCGGAGGAGGCGAGGACGGCCCUCGCGCGGGGCCUGGGCCUGGUCAGAGAGAUCCAGGGCCAGGCCUCCACGGUCCCCUCCCUGCAGGGCAGGAUCCGGGAACUGGAGGAGCAGCUUCAGAGUCUCAGGAAUGGCUGCACCUGCAGAACAGAACCAGAACCAGAACCAGAAAACUUAUCCAAUCCCCCAUCUAUGAUGGUUGGCCCCCCAUUGCAACUCUGCUCUACUGGGUCAGAUGAGUCUUACAUCAGAGAGGAAGGACUCCAGAGGGCAGUGGAGGGCCGGGCAGCCUCCGAUGAGGAAGAGGAGGACAGAGAGAACAAGAAGGAUGGCCAGUGCUGUCUGGUGGAGAUGAAGAAACUGAUCAACAGGCUGCCUAACUGUGGCAAAGGCUGCCAGAAGACGGCCGCCCGUCACCUGCUCAUCUCGCAGGGCUGUCUGAAUGACAUGGAGCCUGGUGGCAGCGGCUUAUCCGAGCUCACAGGACAGAGCCGCAGGAGGCACGGCCGUCUGGAGGAGAGGGAGAGUGAGCUGGAGAAGAUGUUGUCCCUGUUGGGUAAAGACCUGCAGCUGAAGCAGGAGGAGGUGGAGAUGCUGAGGAUGGAGGUGCAGAUGGUGGAGACGGAGAGAGUGCGUCUGUCCCUCCUCGAGGAGAAGCUGACGGACACACUGACGCUGCUGCUGCAGCUACGCACCAAGAACAUUUCCCGCAGAGCCUUUGGGAAGAUUAUUAUGGACACACUAGAUGUUUGCUGCAAAAACGGCCAUGGUCCCUCAAAUGGCCUGCAGGUGCUGGAGGCCCUCAGCGUGGAGCUGCUGUCCUGUGAGCUGCUGGGGGAGGAAGGCGGGGCACGGGCCGGCACGGGCACCUACCGAAACUCCGCCAACCCGCUGCUCAUAUCCUGCUGAGGGGCCGGGUCUUCGCCCCUGGGGUCCCCGAUACGGGACAGGCUCCUCAGACCCCGCUGGGCCGCGUGAGACGCGACAGGCUAACGUCAAGGCUGGCUAAUUUGACAAAGUUAAUCAGCUGUAUCGCUAGUGAUCAAGAAACCAGUACUCUUUGACUUUGCCAGUCAAAUGUAUGCAACACUAAUAAUGCACUUAUAAAACAAAAUCUCACAUUGCGACCUGUUUUUAUUUAUCUAUAUUAUUAUUAUUAUUAUUAUUAUUAUUCAAAGUAUUUUUAUUCAAACCAUUUUUGUGAUUUUUUAAAUUUGUACAGACUGUAUAAGGGAUAACCAUUUUGUUGUGAAGGGCAGGGAGCAUACUGCCCUCUGUUGGUGAACUCUGUAAAUGCAGAACUGAAAGUGAUUGCUAUAAAAAAAAAAUGCUUGGAGGUUAAUCCAGGUGAAUGUCACUGGGGAUAAGCUUUGGGAAGGAUAACCUCACAUUCUGUAUGUAAAUCACCUGUGGUACUUGUUUGUCCUGCAUUAUGUACAGACCUUCUGUGAGACCAAAUAAUAAAGAUAUUUCUUAAAAUA